Molecule: messenger RNA, 960 nt
Organism: Zea mays
Lineage: Eukaryota; Viridiplantae; Streptophyta; Magnoliopsida; Poales; Poaceae
Exons: 3
Coding region: 121-780 (219 amino acids)
Biological process (GO): tricarboxylic acid cycle; mitochondrial electron transport, succinate to ubiquinone
Cellular component (GO): respiratory chain complex II (succinate dehydrogenase); mitochondrial inner membrane
Source: RefSeq, marked provisional
GUAGUUUUCAUUUUCACCCCUGCCUCUGUAUCCGAGCAUACUAGCGGAUCCUGGCCCGAUCCCUCUUCCCACCCCACCCACCUCCGCUUCUCUCCAAGUGAGGAACCCCAAGCCCUCGCCAUGGCGUCGCGGAUCCUGGCCCGAUCCAAGGCCCUUCCCCUCGUCGCCGCCCUCACCCCUGCCGCUGCCAAAGCAGCAACGCCUAUCGCCGGAGCCCGCGCGCUCUCGUCCCUGCCCCGCUACCCGUCUGCCCCGUCGCCCCAUGGGCUCGGCAAGGUUCUGGGAUAUGAACCAACAUCUCACCUCAGUGGACCACAAGUUUUACCUCGUUGGUUUUCCUCUCUAGCAUCCAAUGGAUCUCAGGUGCAGAAGUCACAGAUCUCUGAGACAUACAAGUCAGGUGGUGAAAUGAAACAGUCUGAGACACGGAAAUCAAGUGAGGAAGCCACACCAAAAGUUGUGGCGUUCAGUCCGCUAGAAGCAGCUAUCGCUAAACCUAGAAGUAGUCCCCUGACAAGUGAGAGUUCUAAAGUAAGGCGAUCAGAGAUAGCAACCCAAGUCACCUUUUACAUGAUCCCAGCCCUGCUUCUUGCCUCCAAGAACAGCAUAAGUACCUCCCUUCUGGUCGGCGCCGUGUUCCAUCAAGUAUACAUGUUCCACAAGGAGAUUCUUCUGGACUACGUGCACCAUGAUAUCACCAGAAAGUGGGCUUUGAUUUACUUCAAGCUGCUUUUGCUGGUGAUGGCGAAGGACACCAUCAUGUACUUCAAUCUGUUCUAAGCUCACCUUCUCAGUUUCUCAAAUAUCCAGCAAUGCAUCCGUCUCUGCACUCGUAGAAUAAUGAUGAUGGAUGAAUUAUGCAGCCUUCGUUCUUGUAUUCUCCCUAAUGAGCUUGCUUUUUUCCAGCUGCCAGUUUCACUCUUAUUAAGUAUAUCAGUCUGGAUGGGAUUGAUAGUGACC